CACUCGAAACGCAAUCCAUAGCUCUCCCCAGGUCCAACCACGCCACCCCAUAUCCACUCUACCGCCUGCAAACCGCAGCCAUGUUUGCCCCGAGUGCGCUACGACAAGCGCGCACGUUUACAAUCCGCCUCCAGCCCGGCUUCAUCGCACCCUGCGCCUCCGCAACUGCAGCGCCCUUCUCGACCAAGACUAGCACGCGUCCUGCGCAACAGCAAUGCACACAGCGAUCCUCAUUUAGGCCGUCUCCACUCGCCCUUGCCAUUCGCCACGCGACCACAGCCGCUUCGUCUGCUUCAGCCGCCAACGCGACGUCAUCCUCCUCCCAGCAGCUCACAUGGAACGACUUCUUCGCUCUGCGCAAGACUCGCCGCCGCGCCAGCCAAGUCACAUCGGGUAUCAGUGCUAUCGGCGUUGCCUAUGUCGGCCUGCAAGUUUUCAUUGGAGGUGGAUACGACGGGCUGCUGGCUGCGUCAAUAGGGCUUGACCCGAUCAUCACGACGGGACUGGCGAGCGCGGCUAUGUUGACGGUGGGCUGGCUUGUGGGGCCGUUCUUCUCGAACGCGGUGUUCAACGUCCGGAAUCGGGCAAUAGCGCCUCAGAUCACGAAGAAAGAACGUGAAUUCUACGACCGCAUCAAGAAGCACCGCGUCGACCCAACUUCCUCCUCCAUGGCGAACCCAGUGCCCGAUUACUACGGCGAGAAGAUCGGCAGCGUCGCGGACUACCGGAGGUGGCUGAAGGACCAGCGGGCGUUCAAUCUCAAGCGUGGAGAGAGGAGGAAGUAAGUCAGAAGGGCUUCACACAAUUUUCUUUUGUCACGCGGCGUGGCUGUUAGUCCAAGUCCGGCAUGGAGUGCAGAUGCUGUUACGACUGGGCUUUGAAGUCGAUGGGGACUCGCAUGGAAGUAAAUACACGUUAUCGGGAGAGGACGGCAUUUUGGGUUCUCUGCCAUGUACCAA
Molecule: messenger RNA, 959 nt
Organism: Paraphaeosphaeria sporulosa
Lineage: Eukaryota; Fungi; Ascomycota; Dothideomycetes; Pleosporales; Didymosphaeriaceae
Product: Pam17-domain-containing protein
Exons: 2
Coding region: 81-785 (234 amino acids)
Biological process (GO): protein import into mitochondrial matrix
Cellular component (GO): PAM complex, Tim23 associated import motor
Source: RefSeq, a predicted model, not a curated record